Phodopus roborovskii (desert hamster) is the source of this 3564-nucleotide messenger RNA. RefSeq names its product spire type actin nucleation factor 1 (gene Spire1). Gene Ontology annotation, molecular function: actin binding. NCBI's taxonomy places the organism in Eukaryota, Metazoa, Chordata, Mammalia, Rodentia, Cricetidae. Gene Ontology annotation, biological process: establishment of meiotic spindle localization; actin filament polymerization; intracellular transport. The coding region runs from base 206 to 2599 and encodes 797 amino acids. The transcript has 18 exons. Gene Ontology annotation, cellular component: cell cortex; cytoplasmic vesicle membrane. The record is from RefSeq and is a predicted model, not a curated record.
CGCCAUCGCCGCGCUACCGGCCGGCGGCGUGCUGGCCAGCGCCGAGCGCCGCGGCGUCCCCGCCUAGUCCCCGCGGCGGCGCGCGGCCGGCCUGGGCGGCGGCGGCCCGGGGAUGCGGAGGCGGAGGCGGCGGCUCGCGGAGAGGAUGCUCGGGCGCUGAGGAGACGCGGCAGGCGAGCGCCGGCCGCGCAGCGACGUCGGCCCCAUGGCGCAGCCCUCCAGCCCGGGCGGCGAGGGGCCGCAGCUGGGCGCGACGGGGGACUGCCGGGACGCGCUGAGCCUGGAGGAGAUCCUGCGGCUCUACAACCAGCCCAUCAACGAGGAGCAGGCGUGGGCCGUGUGCUUCCAGUGCUGCGGCUCCCUGCGCGCCGCCCGCCGCCAGCCCCACCGCCGCGUGCGCUCGGCCGCGCAGAUCCGCGUCUGGAGGGACGGCGCCGUCACCCUGGCGCCCGCCGCGGGCGAAGAGGGAGAGCCGCCCCCCGUCUCCGGUAAAUUGGGAUAUUCACAUUGUACAGAAACAGAGGUCAUUGAAUCCCUGGGAAUUAUUAUCUAUAAAGCAUUGGACUAUGGCUUGAAGGAAAAUGAAGAAAGGGAGCUGAGCCCUCCUCUAGAGCAGCUCAUCGACCAAAUGGCCAACACCUCGGAGGCUGACAGCAACAACGAUGAGGGAUACGAGGCUGCAGAUGAAGGCCCAGAAGAUGAAGAUGGAGGAAAGAGAAACAUCUCAGCUAUUCGGUCCUAUCAAGAUGUCAUGAAGAUAUGUGCUGCUCAUCUCCCAGCUGAGUCGGAGGCACCAAAUCAUUAUCAGGCAGUAUGUCGAGCAUUGUUUGCAGAAACCAUGGAACUGUAUACGUUUCUGACCAAAAUUAAGAGUGCAAAGGAGAAUCUUAAGAAGAUUCAAGAAAUGGAAAAGACUGAUGAAUCUAGCACAGAUCUGGAGGACCUGAAAAAUGCUGACUGGGCACGAUUCUGGGUACAGGUGAUGAGGGAUUUGCGAAACGGGGUAAAACUUAAGAAGGUGCAGCAGCGGCAGUACAACCCGUUGCCUAUUGAAUACCAGCUCACACCAUAUGAGAUGCUCAUGGACGACAUUCGGUGCAGAAGAUACACCCUGAGAAAAGUGAUGGUAAAUGGUGACAUUCCCCCUCGGUUAAGAAAGAGUGCUCAUGAGAUCAUCCUUGACUUCAUCAGAUCAAGACCCCCUUUAAAUCCAGCCUCAGCCAGAAAAUUGAAACCGACCCCUCCACGACCACGGAGCCUCCAUGAAAGAAUAUUAGAAGAGAUUAAAGCAGAGAGAAAGCUGCGACCUGUCUCACCGGAAGAAAUUAGACGGAGCAGACUAGCAAUGCGGCCACUUAGCAUGUCUCACAGUUUUGACUUGUCAGAUGUCACUACCCCAGAAUCUCCAAAGAAUGUUGGGGAAUCAUCUGUGGUGAAUGGAGCCUUAGCAUCUCAAACAAAAGAAAAUGGGCUGGGUGCUGCCCAGCCAGGACCUGCACAGCGGAAGAAACUCCUCAAGGCCCCGACCCUGGCCGAGCUGGACAGCUCUGACUCUGAGGAGGAAACUCUGCACAAGUCAACCAGCAGCAGCAGUGUAUCUCCCUCCCUCUAUGAGGACCCAGUACUGGAGGCCAUGUGCACAAGGAAGAAGCCUCCGAAAUUCUUGCCUAUCUCAUCAACACCCCAGCCAGAGAGACGGCAACCACCCCAGAGGCGCCAUUCCAUUGAAAAGGAAACACCUACAAACGUGAGGCAGUUUCUGCCGCCAUGCAGGCAGAACUCACGCUCCCUUGUUCCUAGGAUAAGCAGUGUAUGGCCAAGGACGCCUUUCCGACCACUUUUCUCUACCAUACAAACAGCUUCUCUGCUGAGCUCUCAUCCUUUUGAAGCAGCCAUGUUUGGGGUAGCAGGGGCUAUGUAUUAUCUGUUUGAGAGAGCUUUUACCAGCAGGUGGAAACCCUCAAAGGAGGAAUUCUGCUACCCAGUGGAGUGCCUGGCUCUCACUGUGGAGGAAGUGAUGCAUAUUCGUCAGGUCCUGGUGAAAGCAGAACUGGAAAAGUACCAACAGUAUAAGGAUGUCUACACUGCCCUGAAAAAAGGAAAGCUUUGCUUCUGUUGCCGGACACGGAGGUUUUCCUUCUUCACGUGGUCAUACACCUGUCAGUUCUGUAAGAGGCCCGUGUGCUCACAGUGUUGCAAAAAGAUGCGGCUGCCCUCCAAGCCAUAUUCCACUCUACCUAUCUUCUCAUUGGGACCUUCUGCCGUGCAAAAGGGAGAGAGUUGCCCGAGGUCAGAAAAAUCAUCCAGUGGUCACCAUCGGCCACUUCGAAGUAUCGCCAGGUUUUCCUCAAAAUCUAAAUCAGUGGACAAAUCAGAUGAAGAACUCCAGUUUCCCAAAGAGUUCAUGGAGGAUUGGAGUACAAUGGAGGUGUGUGUAGACUGCAAAAAGUUCAUUUCCGAAAUCAUCAGCUCAAGCCGGCGCAGCCUGGUGUUGGCCAACAAAAGAGCCCGGUUGAAAAGGAAGACACAGUCUUUCUACAUGUCCUCGGCAGGCCCCUCGGAGUACUGCCCCUCAGAAAGGACUAUCAAUGAAGUCUGAGCCCUGUGCCUUCCCUUCGCUGUUGUGUCCAGAGGGGCCUCAGUGCAGCAACGCUGCAGGACUCUGCAGGGGUUUUCUUUGACAGGCUCCAUCUGCAGCAGGUCAGGCUUGUGCUGCACCUGAGGCACAGACUCAAGGCUGUGUUUAUAUUGAUGGGUUGAUGGGACAGGACGAGGAGGUCAGCCAGUUGCUCAUUUGCACUCAGAAAGCCUAAAACUUGAUUUUGUGUGUGUGAAUAGGGAAGCCAGAAACUUCCUUAGUUCAGUUCCUCAAUGUUCUUCACAUAAUUUCCUGACUAAGGCACAGUGCUUCUCGUGUGUGAAGCCAGUCUGACAGAGUGUUGAUGUUAGCACAGUUCUCAGCAGUAAGUCAUAUUGGCAUUCCACUUGACAGUGUUCCUAUCCAUGUACAUAAUGCUCCAAAGUCCUGUGGCACAUGGGCUCCCUGGGGCCAGUGAGGUUGUCUACUGUCUCACAGCACAAACCUGGAAGGCCUUGCCGAUGACUCUACUCCUUCCGGGCUCUAGCAGCGUCCAGGGCAGAACAUCCAGGGAGCCGUUCAGGUGGCCACUUCUCUGAGUUGCUGGGCCUGCCCAGGCACUAUGCCUCACUGUCUCCCAAGCUGCUAACAGGCCUUCAUUCUCUGUUGUGAAUGUUUUAUAAUAUACGUUUAAAAAUUAAAAUUUUGUGGAUGUUUGAGGAAGAAGGAAGACUAAGAUUUUGUCAAGCAGCUAAGUGUGUUUUGGUAAACUGACAGACUGUGGCCGCAGAGGGGGCCGUAGAAAAGUUACGUCUCAUACAGUUUUAGCAGCAUUUUCCAUAACGUUAUAGCGUGGCCAUUGUGACGAAUUUACCACAGUUUGGUACCUGAAUCUCAAACUGAAGUUUAUUUUUAUAAAUGAAUUUUAAAAGAAAAAUCCUGGCUGUUUAAAAUUUCAAGAAAAUUGACCUGCUUGCAGUGCACAA